Molecule: messenger RNA, 1593 nt
Organism: Phialemonium atrogriseum
Lineage: Eukaryota; Fungi; Ascomycota; Sordariomycetes; Cephalothecales; Cephalothecaceae
Exons: 5
Coding region: 1-1593 (530 amino acids)
Molecular function (GO): protein binding
Source: RefSeq, a predicted model, not a curated record
AUGGCAGCAAUUCUUGACCAGCAUCCUCCCAUUGAGAGGCUUUCCUUCGACGUCUUCAAUCUAAUCGCCCAUUAUCUACGCCCUUCGGAUUUGGUCAACUUGUGUCGGGUUUCCGGAAAUUUCAAUCAGUUGUUUCAGCCCAUGCUACACAAGGAUUGGCAAUUUGCUUGGCCCCCGAAUGGAAAGAAAGGGCGGUAUGAUGGGCAGGCCCUCCUGGGCCUGGACUUCGACGACAAUAUUGUCAGCCUCCAUCUCCAGAUGUGGGCUCGACGAGGGGCCAACUGUUCUUGGCCGAUUGCGAUGAAGAAAAAACAACGGUCAGAAUUUCUGAGGCGUUUGAAGUCAUGCCCCACGUUCUCUUCGUUGUCGUUGACUCAAAUCCGCGCGAGUCACGACCGCAACCCAAGUGAGGGCCACCUACCCUGGUUCCAGUCCAUGGUUGCUGGGUUCAAGAACCUCAAGAGCCUCAGCCUGGUUGGCCCUGGUUUCCGCGAGGCACCAGCCGUUGCGGAACUAAUUAUAGCUUCUCCGGGUCUCCGUAAACUCGAGGUCACCAACCUUGUCGGCACCUCCCAUGAAAUGCAGGUACCGUUGGCCGUUUGUGCAGAGAGGGUGACAAGCUUUUGGAGCCACGUUCUCCGUAUUGUGUCUGAUCGGCUGCUGAGCAGCGAUACUGCCGGGACACGGAGGGAUGGGGAGCCUUUCCUGCGGCUGAGCGAAUUCGCUGUUGAUGAGAUGGCCGAAGUGGACUUCUCGACUCUGACAGACCUCCGUGCACUUCGAACCCUAACUCUACGGCAGAUGGACUAUAACGACUACCGACUACCCUCCUGCGCGUGGUAUUUUAUCCCUGCCGCUGGCCUUUGCAGCCUGAGAGUAGGCAACGUCACUGAGAAAGCGGUAGCCCUUAUGCGUCACCUCUGUUCGAUCCAGCCACCGUGCCUCAGGGACAUCGGAAUAUCGGGGUCCUACUCUGCGGACUCUCUUCUCGAAUCCAUCCCUAAUCACCCUUGGCGGACGUUAGACAUCAUGGCAGACCGUUUGAUCCACUCUCACAAACCCCUGAAGUUGGACGGCUCAGAGGCGUGUGCUCCCACCCUAGAACGAGUCUCCAGUUCUUGGCUCCACCAUCCACAGAUCACCUUAGAGAAUCAUAUCAAGCCCUGUAUAAACCUCAGGUUUGUCACUGUUCGGCUACUCAUCCUUGGAUAUGUGGAGCUGCCGCACCCGGACAAGCUGGCCACGCUGGCCGCCCGCGUCUUCUUGAGUCAUGAAGCCCGUUUGAAAGAGAAGCAGCUGGCCUCGAAGCUCAACCACGUCACGUUCUUGUACCUUAUCACCCCGAACGACGGGCCGGCUAUGCGACAGGAACAUGUUUUCUACAGGACGUGGGACCCGUCCGUAGGGAGAUUGGGAGUCUGGUCUCGGUGCAACUCUUGCAACGUUGGGAUCGCCAGUUUCCAAGUGACAAAGGUGAAUUGGAAGCCCUUAGCAGAGGGAUGGCGACAGACCGUCAUUAGCAAAGGGAGCAAGAUUAGAAACCAGGGCGAUCUCAUGAAGAUCACAACAAGAGUGAAACUGAGUAAGCAUUGA